AUGAAAAUCUCAGAAGUCCCAAUAACACACAGAAUAAAACAUCUUCAGCCAAUAUUCUCAAUAACAAAGGGUUCAACAUACUUCUGUUCAGGUGGCAUAAAUGGGGAAAUGAAGCUGUGGGAUCUGAGCUAUAGCCAUAUAAAGACGAUGAAGAAACACUCGGGUGCUGUGUCCUGUGUUAGAUUCUCCUUGGAUUCUAGAUUCAUAGCCUCCGCAGGAGAUGACGGCAAGAUUUUCAUUUUUGGACAGGAUGCCAAGGAUGUAUUAAAGAUUAUCAAGCAUCCGUGUGAUGUUACGCACUUAGAGUGGACUCCUGAUUUUCUAAUUUCUUCAAAUUUGGAUGGACAGGUACACAUAACAAAAAUCUCGGACUUCUCGGAAUUUAGAGUGCUGGAGCAUCACGAGGAGGGAAUCCUUGGGCUGGGAAUAAGCCAGGACUUCAGAUAUUUAUGUACUUAUUCUGAAAACUUAAUUGUUCUGUAUGAAAACUUCAACAUCAGAGCAAAGAGGAAGAUUGAAAAAGGAGGAGUUAUUCUUGAAAACCUUCAAUGCAAGGUCUCAUUCUCACCAAACAGCAAGUUUGUCAGUGUUGGGCUGCAGUUUAACCGCAAAAUACCCACUGUUGAUAUUCUUGACUUAGACCUAAAUACUGUCUUUUCUCUUGCUGGCCAUGUUGCGCCCUGUGAAAUAACGGCAUUUUGCCCACAUGCCUUGAAAAAUAUCAAGCAGUACUACGUAUUGGCUGUCGCCUCGCAGGAUCUAAGUCUGAGCUUGUGGAAUACGCUCAAUCCAAAGCCAUUCGUUCUUCUUAAGAACUUCACUGAAAUGCCCAUUUUGGAUAUGUUCUGGGAUGGCCUCACACUCUAUGUAAGCUCAUACGAUGGAAUAGUCAAAAAAGUCGAGUUUGAAGAAAAAGAACUAGGAGAAAUAAUUGAUGAGACCCAGAACGAGGAGGAAUUUGAGAUGCCAUUCUGUGAUAUGAAUAUUGAAAUGCAAAAGAACUAUGAAAGAAGAGCAGACAGAUUGGAUUUUGACGAGAAAAUAGAAAUAAUGAGGCUAUCGGGAUUUAGUAUUAACGGAACAGGCCUAGAAGAACUUUUGAAUAGCAGCGCUGGUAAUAAUACAGAGAUAAAGAAUGAAGACAUAAAUACCAAGGAAGAGCACGAUAAAGGUGCCAAGCCACCAUUGGAAACGAAAAUUAAGAAUGGUGCCAAGCCACAAGUAUUGGCUGAUGAUCCUCAAAAGCUUGAUGACAAACCGUCCGAUACACCCAACAACACAAAAGUAAGCAAGAGCUGCCAGGGCAUUCUUCCUGAAAAUGCUUUGGUCCCAAAACCUAAAAGAAUAUCGCCAGUAAUGAUCGACAAACCCAAACAGACCCCAAUAUUCAAUAAUAAGGGGCACUGCUCGGUGGUUUUAUUUGACACCAACCAGCCCGAUAAGCUUAAGUUAAUCGAAACGGAUCCAUUUAAGCUCAGUCUCGAUGAUUUUACAAUUGAAUUAAAAGAGAAUGGAGACGUCUGUGUUUACCGUGUCUCAAGGCUCUUCUACAGAAUAAACGGCCCCUGUAAUAAGGUGUGUUUUAACGAUAGGUAUGUGGUGGUCUACACAUCCCAUGUCCAAAUUUAUCAGCUUUCCACGGGCCUUCUUCUCCUUCCUUUCAUAAACAUCAGACUGAGUUAUCUUGAUAUUCUGGACAACCAAAUUCUCCUUCUUGACUCGUAUGGGGACUUUACUGUUUUAAAGCUUGGCUCCAAAGAGAAGAAAUUUAAAUAAAGACGCAUACGGUGGCAAAAACAGCGCUGACUACAAGGCCGUCACAGGCAAGCUGCCCAAGACCAAGAAUCUGUCGAAGAUCCAGCUGAGCAAAUCCCACUUCCUCGUUGCCGAAUACUCGGGUGAGGAGAUAGUUUUCUUCCAUAAGCGAAUGAAGACCUGGUUCACAAUUAAUCCCAGAUUCAACUCGAUAACAACCAGUGGAGUGGAUUUCUACAAUGACUACGACGACACAAUGGCCGAGCUUGAGCUUAGCUUUGUUCACUAUUCAUUACUGGGAGACAUAAAGAAUAUGAAAGUGAUAAUAAAACAGUUUGUAGCGCUGCUGAGAAGAAUAAAGAAACUCGAGGACCAUGUUGAGUAUAAAAUAGCAAAUAUGAUUAACUUCAUAGAAGAUAAGAAGUUUGUGGCUAUGAUUUUAGAGGAGCUGAACAAAGAGUGUGCAUUUCAAAGAUUUGUAGUGAAAAUGACUAAGCAAUAG
Molecule: messenger RNA, 2257 nt
Organism: Vittaforma corneae ATCC 50505
Lineage: Eukaryota; Fungi; Microsporidia; Nosematidae
Exons: 1
Coding region: 1-1776 (591 amino acids)
Biological process (GO): DNA-templated transcription; chromatin organization
Cellular component (GO): nucleus; HIR complex
Molecular function (GO): nucleosome binding; protein binding
Source: RefSeq, a predicted model, not a curated record